UCUGAACUGGGCAUGCUCCACCUUUGCGGUCAGAACGGUAGAUCUGCAAUCUAGCGUGAGGCCGAGUCACUCUGGAUCAAGCACCAGGAGAGUGUGUGUGAGCCCCGUGGAAGGAGCCGCGGAACAAUUCUCACAUGGGAGAAUGACAAUUUGUUACGAAAGCAGUAGAAUGAGGGAUUCUUUCUGGCUGGGAGAUGCCAGCGUUGGCUGUGCCUGUGCGAUAGGCUGGCUGCCCACAUUAAUGUCUCCGUACAGCGGGCGCUAGCAAAGAGCCAAUUCACUGCAGGCACGGAGAGCGGGUGAGCAAGUGAGUGAGAGAGAGAAAAAGAGAGGGAGGAGAAAGACUGAAGCUGAGCGCUCUCCCGCCUGGAGAGCAGGCGGCAGCUGGAGCAGGCUCCACGGGUCCUGAUGGGGAGAGACAGCCGGCACCCAGGCUCCUGUCCAGCCUCGCUCUCCCAGCAGCAUCCCGGGAUUACACUAGGCAUCUGGAGGCAGCGAGUGCCGACUCCCUCCUCACUUUUGGAGAUACUUUCUGUUAUUCUGGCCUGUGGGGAGAAUAAGUCAGUGCCACUCUCAUUUCUGGUGGCUUUCUUAAGCGCACCAGCCGGCUGCGAUUCUGGUGCCAUUGCAGACUGACUGUGCCUGAACUUCCUCUCUCUGGUGGGGGUGUUUAGUGAGGUUUCGGAAGUGCUGACCUACUUCAGCUCAGUCAGCUUCUAUUUGGGCUACUCCUUUUCUCGCUGUAGGAGCCUGGCACUGCCCGGCUCAGCAUGUGGCUAGGUGCCCGUUGGUCGGGACGUCGGGCCAGCCGCGGUGGGUAGGGCUGGCACCUGAUGCGACCCCCUUCUCCUUCCUUUUGCUCUACCAUGUUUGCCAGGAUCUUCAUCCCCAAGAAACACCGGGAACGUUUCGAUGAGAUGGUGUCCCAGGGCCUCCUGCAGCGGGUCCGCCGGGGACGGAGCCUCAGCAGCCCGGGUCAGAACCGACUCCGCCGCAGCCGCAGCGAGGACCACCCUGAGCGGCUGCUGGUGUCCACACGUGCCAGCUCUGUUCCCCGUUCCUCUGUGGCCACGGAGGACAUCCCCGGCCCCCCGCCGCCCGCCCGCGGCCUCAGGAAGACCACCUCCCUGGUGGUGGGUCACAGCAGCUCCACCAUUGGCUACAGGACCGUGCGUGUCUACAAGGGGAACAAGAGCUUUGGGUUCACGCUCCGGGGCCACGCUCCUGUCUGGAUCGACUCCGUCAUCCCAGGUACGACCGUGUCCCACCCUGCAAGUCUCCGCGACUGCAUGGCGUGUGUCUGCAGCUGGUCUGCUGAUAGGUUGCGACCAGGGUAUGUUCACUCCUCACACCUUCUGCACACACCCUCUGCAGCAUAAUAUGCAGAGCACCUGUUUGGAGUGAGUCCUGUAAUCCCAGCAUGCGUGCAGCUUGUGGUGCAUGGGAGUGUCAGCUAAAGCAUGAGCACUGAUGCAAGCGUUACUUUUUGUACUAAGUACUUAACUGUCGACUAAAUAUAUUAUUCCGAAAUGUCAUCAUUGAAACGUCUUGCUUGUUAGAGGGUCUUAAUUA
Messenger RNA from Paramormyrops kingsleyae, 1572 nucleotides. Lineage: Eukaryota; Metazoa; Chordata; Actinopteri; Osteoglossiformes; Mormyridae. The record is from RefSeq and is a predicted model, not a curated record.